Molecule: messenger RNA, 1241 nt
Organism: Drosophila simulans
Lineage: Eukaryota; Metazoa; Arthropoda; Insecta; Diptera; Drosophilidae
Gene: png
Product: CBL-interacting protein kinase 25
Exons: 1
Coding region: 262-1137 (291 amino acids)
Biological process (GO): protein phosphorylation
Cellular component (GO): cytoplasm
Molecular function (GO): ATP binding; protein serine/threonine kinase activity
Source: RefSeq, a predicted model, not a curated record
CGAAUGGGGUUAGUUCACAAUGGGUUAGUUUGGGUUAUUAACCAGACUCUACUAAUUACUUACAUUGAGCACUGUUGCUGCUGGCCAGAUUAGCCAUUUUCAUAUGGGGAUUCCAAAGUUCCGAGUUUUCGGCUUUUUCCGAUGAAACUGUGCAUCUCUUGUUUCAAAGCAAUCGAUAGAUGGCGCGCUUGCGCUUGUGCUGGCUAACUGUACAUAAAGGCGGGAUCGCGGAUUACGCUUUCGGAACUCUGCGCACUCGAGAUGGAACUGGGUGACUCGAAGCUGCGUGCGGUAAGGGUGCUGGGCCAGGGCACCUUUGGCCGGGUCUUCCUCUGCCACCAGAUCGAGGUGCGUGGGCAGCCGGAGAGAAAGGUGUGCGUGAAGCGGAUCAUCGUCCGGAAUCCGAAGACAGAGCUGGGACUGAUCAAGGAGGAGGUGUACAUAAUCUCGCAGCUGCGCCACCCGCACAUCGUCGAGUUCCUGCGCUCUUUUAGCCACGCGGGCACUGUGAACAUCGUGAUGGAGUACGUGCCUAACGGCACCUUGAGGGAUGUCAUCCAGCAGCUGCCGUCGGGCACCGGGGGAGUCAAUCAGGACCGGCUGAUGCGCUACUUUCGCGACAUGGUAGUGGGACUCGAGUACCUGCACAUCCGCUGCGUCAUCCACCGAGACAUCAAGCCCGAGAACAUGCUCCUCGACGCCAACGACCGCGUCAAGAUCGCCGACUUCGGGAUCGCGAACGUCCAUGCGCCCAGCACUCAACUGCAGGCGGGGAUGGGCACGCCCAUGUACAUGGCCCCUGAGGCGAUGUCCAGCCAGGGCAAGGUGGACUUCAAGUCAGACGUGUGGUCGCUGGGGCUAGUCCUCUACGAGCUGUGCCUCGGACGCAGCCCAUUCGCCGCGUUUCUCGACAAGAACGCCACCCCUGCCCUACUGCACACCGUAGUCCAGGCGCUGGUCCGCCCCCGGCUCGACUGCCAGCUCAUCCGGCGUCUCUACGAUCCCGUGUGGGCGCAAGUUUGCGAGCUGAUGGUCGUCUACGAGCAGGAGCGCCGCAUCUGCCUGCCGGACAUCUUUCACCUCGACGCUGGCAUGACUGUGACCCUUUACAAGCAAUACUUCGGCUACAGCUACUAACGAAAGCCAAUGGUCCGCUCACUUGCACGGGGAGACCUCAACAAAUAUUUCAUUGUACUUUAGAACUAGGCUAGCUUAAGCAAUAAAUUAAGAUGUGGACUGUG